Sarcophilus harrisii (Tasmanian devil) is the source of this 1389-nucleotide messenger RNA. RefSeq names its product vomeronasal type-1 receptor 4-like. Gene Ontology annotation, biological process: G protein-coupled receptor signaling pathway; regulation of DNA-templated transcription. Gene Ontology annotation, molecular function: pheromone receptor activity. The record is from RefSeq and is a predicted model, not a curated record. Bases 1 to 1389 code for a protein of 462 amino acids. NCBI's taxonomy places the organism in Eukaryota, Metazoa, Chordata, Mammalia, Dasyuromorphia, Dasyuridae. Gene Ontology annotation, cellular component: membrane. The transcript has 6 exons.
AUGGAGGAGGGGGAGCUCAUGGGAGAUAAAGAUGAUCAGCCUGGUGGGAACCCUCCUUGGUUGCAGGAACUGAAGCUGUUUCCUGGGCCAACUUCUCUGGACCCGCACAUCUUGGGCUCCUUCCCAGACAUGUGGCUCACUGAAGGAAAAGAAGGAAACAACAUCUGUGCGGUUAUAAUCAACCACUUUCAACAUCCUGCAGAGGACCAAGGCCUGGCCCAAGCAGGGAGCCUGGAGCCAGAGGGAAUGGACCCUGAGAGCUGCAGACCCCCACCCCAGGAGUUGGUGACCUUCAAAGAUGUGGCUGUGGACUUCACCCCUGAGGAGUGGGAUCUGUUGGACCCGGAUCAGAAAGAGCUGCACAAGGAGGUCAUGCUGGAGAAUGCUGAGAACUUGCUCUUCCUGGGUCUCUCUACCUUUGAUGACAAUUCUCUCCAAGAUACCUCUAUUAUGGAAUCUAAAGACAUUAUCCUGAGUGUUGCCUUCUUCUUCCAGACAGGAACUGGGAUUCUAGGGAAUUCCUUCCUUAUUUGUCUCUUCAUUCUUGUCUUUCUCAAAGGACAUAGGAUGAGACAUAUAGAUAUUAUUAUCACCCAACUGACCUUGGUCAACUGCUUGAUUCUUCUGUCAAAGGGCAUCCCCCAGACAAUGACAGCUUUGGGUCUGAUGAAUUUCUUCAAUCAAAUUGGUUGUAAAAUUGUUUUUUACCUUCACAGAGUAGCUCGAGACCUUUCCCUCAGCAUGACUUGCCUCCUGAGUGGCUUUCAGGCCAUCACCAUCAGCCCCAGCAACUCCAAGUGGGCAGAUCUUAAGGCCAGAGCUCCAAAGUACCUCAUUCCCUCUAGUCUCUGCUGUUGGACUUUUCACUUGUUUUUUUGCAGCUACAUUCCUUGGGGAAUGAAGGGACCAAAACACACCAGAAACAACACUCAGAUUCAACAUAAUGGAUACUGUUCUCACAACAUUCCUUCUGGAUUUCAAGCCUCUUUAUUUGCAGCUAUUCUCUCCUUUCCUGAUGCUAUUUUUUUGGGACUCAUGAUCUCUGCCAAUGGCUACAUGCUGUUUUUAUUGUACAGACAUCACAAGCAAAUCCAGCAAGUUUACCUUACCUGCCUGUCCCCCAGAGUCUCCCCUGAGAAUAGGGCCACCAAAAGUAUCCUGAUGCUAGUGAGCACCUUUAUUUCCUCCUACUCUCUCAACUGCAUCCUGACAGCAUAUAUGUCACUUAUAAAGUCCCCACCCUGGUUAGUGAAUACUUCUGCUUUUCUGGCUGCAUGUUUCCCAACUGUGAGCCCUUAUGUGCUGAUCAGCAGUGACUCACAAGUGACCAGGUACUGCUCUGCUCUUUGUGGGAAGAAACCCUCCAUUUGGUCCUGGAUAAUAGAAUAA